Molecule: messenger RNA, 1095 nt
Organism: Lithohypha guttulata
Lineage: Eukaryota; Fungi; Ascomycota; Eurotiomycetes; Chaetothyriales; Trichomeriaceae
Exons: 1
Coding region: 1-1095 (364 amino acids)
Source: RefSeq, a predicted model, not a curated record
AUGCCUUUCAUUUCCGGUAUAAUCGAGAUGGCUUCCACUACAACUACUCCAACACUGCUAUUCGAAAGGAUGAUAUCUCCUCGCAAUAUGAUACCUCAAUUGCCUCUAGGCAAGCCUGACUUACAAAAUCAGACCUACGUUCUGAGCAAAGAUAUGCAGCCAAUUAUUACAGCCAAUCCUGACAACCACAAGCGGAAGCGCCUCACAAACGGUAUCCAACAAUCACCAAAAUACCAAGGAGCAUCCCAACUGCGACGGCCAGCAAAAUUGAGAGCAAGUCCGGAAAUGUCAGUCAAAGUCAUCCACCAUCAAGAAAUAAGCACAUCAGCCACGCAUCCCGAGCUUCAAAAAUGGAGCGUUGAAAUUGAAGAAGCGAGACGAGCGCAUGCUCGAGUGGAAGACAAUCAGCCAGAAAACCCAAUACUGGAAAACGGAAGGCCACGGUUCUAUUUCUCAACAUACCAGAUGCUGCUUCCCAGUAAUGCUAUGGUCAAACAUCUGGAGGCGAGUGAAAAGUACAAACAAGAUAUGAAGGAAUCAAAACGUGAAUGGCGAAGCCAGGUCAUAGCAUGGAGGCUCAAGAGAAACAUCGGACUUCGGGACUGGGAGUGGAGCUUGGGCGAACCUUUUGAAACUGAGCCGACUAUUGAAAGUGACAAUGAGCAAAGUAUAGAGGAAAUGUCGAAGGCUGCACCACGUCGACCACGCUCUGACAAAGACAAUAAGAUAUAUGCGAAAGCGAGGGAUGCCGAGGAGGACACCAACACGCAACUGAGUGCAACCUCAGCACCACCUAAAACGCAGUCAUACUCUCAACGCGUUCGCAAAUUCAGUUACUCUCGGGCUUCCGACCCAUUGUUUCGAGGAAAGCGAUGGACAUACUCACGCCGUAAAGGACUCGAUUGCGAACCUGGAUACUAUCCAGAUGAGAUCAGCGCAGAAGAUUUGGCUUACGUGCCAGGGGAGGAAGAAUUGUUUGACGAGAGAAGUACGGAAGAGGAGGAGGAGGAAAUGUUUGAUGACAGGAGCACAGCGUGUUCUGAGCAACCUACCAAUACGCAGAAGUUCGCAAGAAGGACUAUAAGCUUGGACUGA